UUAAUUCGCGUCGAGCAUCCUUUCUUUUACCAUUGCAUAAACAGCAGGUUUGAGAAAGAAAGAAACAGAGAAACAAAGAAAUGGGAAGGCAAGAUUUAGAAGAUGAACAAGAAAUGCUACUUGGCCAAGCUAAGAUAUGGCAAUACAUUUUUGGAUUUCUUGAUGGCAUAGCUUUAAAAUGUGUCGUGCAAUUAGGUAUUCCUGACAUAAUAAACUCCCAUGGCCGCCCUCUUUCCUUCUCGUCCAUUGUUAAAACCAUCAACCAACCUUCUCUUGAUGCUGACCGUCUUUCCCGUGUCAUGACACUGUUAGUUCGUCGAGGAAUUUUCACUGCUACUAGUUCAGAAGAAGAAGAUGGUGUUCAUGCUACUCUUUAUGGGCUAACAAACGCCUCCAAAUGGUUAAUACGUGAUUCAGAAAUGAGUCUUGCUCCCAUGUUGCUUUUGCAGCACCAUAGAGAGUGGCAAUCGGCCUGGCAAAACCUUCCUGAUAUAGUAAAAAAUGGUGAUUCUGGGUUUACCAGUAAGUCUCACGGCGGGUCAAGUCUUUGGGAUUUUGCGUCUGCAAAUUCUGAAUUUAACACCAUAUUUAAUCAGGCUAUGGCUGUGACCUCGAAACUAGUUGUAAAAGCAUUUAUGAAGACUUAUAAAGAUGAGUUGAAUGGUAUAGGAUCGCUUGUGGAUGUUGCUGGCGGGACUGGUACCCUGGUGAGUGAGAUUGUGAAGGCUCAUCCUCAUAUAAAAGGUAUUAACUUCGAUCUUCCACAUGUAAUAGCUGAGGCACCGGAGCAUGCCGGAGUCACUCAUGUUUCCGGCGACAUGUUUACAGGCAUUCCACCAGCUGAUGCCAUUAUUUUGAAGUGGAUAUUGCAUAAUUGGAGUGACGAAGAUUGUAUCAAAAUCUUGAAAAACUGUCAAAAAGCUCUGCCGGAGAAAGCUGGACGGCUUAUAAUAAUCGAUGCAGUUUUACUCCCAGAAGGAGAUAAUCUAUUCGAUGAAUUGGCAUUGAUAGGUGAUAUGGCGAUGAUGGUUCAUCUCAAUGCGCAGGAAAGGAAUGAAGCAGAAUGGAAAAAAUUAUUAGAGGAAGCAGGCUUUACUAGCUACAAGAUAAUCAAAAUGCCAGACCAAGCAUCCAUCAUUGAAGCUUACGUAAAUUAGUUAAUAUGAAUAAGAUUAUUGUAUUCCUCCAAAUAAAUAAUUAUAUCCUUUUGAAUUAGUUUCCUUUAAUAUUGAAUGUAAUAUGUGAUCUGUAAUUUUUCUCUUCUUAUGAUUUGCUAAUGUAAAGUUACAAGACACUUGAAAUUGAUAUUUAUUA
Molecule: messenger RNA, 1314 nt
Organism: Jatropha curcas
Lineage: Eukaryota; Viridiplantae; Streptophyta; Magnoliopsida; Malpighiales; Euphorbiaceae
Product: (R,S)-reticuline 7-O-methyltransferase
Molecular function (GO): protein dimerization activity; O-methyltransferase activity
Source: RefSeq, a predicted model, not a curated record